Molecule: messenger RNA, 720 nt
Organism: Synchiropus splendidus (mandarinfish)
Lineage: Eukaryota; Metazoa; Chordata; Actinopteri; Syngnathiformes; Callionymidae
Gene: pbdc1
Product: polysaccharide biosynthesis domain containing 1
Exons: 6
Coding region: 142-642 (166 amino acids)
Cellular component (GO): cytoplasm
Source: RefSeq, a predicted model, not a curated record
UGUGGUCGCCUUGAUAGGCCACGUGACUGGAUGUUAUUGUUUGCGGGCUGUGGUUCCUCCGCCAGUCCGCCAGGCGGCGCUUCCGGGUUCUGGUCAGGAGAGUGCGCUCUCUCUGUUCAAGGCGACAACGAUCUCUGAACAAUGGCGUCCAGAGGGGGGAUCGAGUCUCUGGGUCCAGAGGGGGCGUCGGCGGCGGCUCACGCGCUCUCCCUUCCUGCGGAGGCGUAUGGCAACGACGAGCGAGUGGAGGCCCUGUGGGCGAUGAAGGCGUCCAACCACGCCGAGGUUUACUUCAACCUCAUCUCCUCCGUCGAGCCCAAGUUCCUCAAGCUGACCAAGACGGACGACCACAUCUACGGCCGGUUCCGGGAGGACUUCCCACAUCUGGACAUCAAGGUUCUGAAAGAGGACGACCUGAAAUCUGCAGACGCCAAAGAGAGGUGGCGCCCGUUCUGCAACCAGUUUGAAGGCAGCGUGGAGGACUUCAACUACGGCACGCUGCUGCGCCUGGACUGUGAGAAGGAGUACACGGAGGAGAACACCAUCUUCGUCACCAGGAUCCAGUUCUUCGCCGUGGAAGUGGCCCGGAACAGAGAGGGUCUGAACGACACCGUCUUCUCUGCCAGGACACGGAAAUGCUAGCAGCCAUCGACUCAGAGGCUUCUGAGAGCAGAUGAUGCUUUGUUUUGUUGUUGGUUUCAAAUAAAACCGUGCGAGAGA